Dreissena polymorpha is the source of this 1599-nucleotide messenger RNA. Its product is annotated as cilia- and flagella-associated protein 418-like. The transcript is spliced from 7 exons. The record is from RefSeq and is a predicted model, not a curated record. NCBI's taxonomy places the organism in Eukaryota, Metazoa, Mollusca, Bivalvia, Myida, Dreissenidae. Bases 94 to 753 code for a protein of 219 amino acids. Gene Ontology annotation, cellular component: cytosol.
ACAACUGUAAACUGUCAACCAAAUAAACUCAAUUAAUUUUAAUAAAAUAAAUAAGUUGAUCUUAAAAGUUUUUUUUUUUAUAUAUAUAUAACAAUGGCAGACGAUAUCGAUAUCGAUGAUUUACUUGAUGAAGUCGAGACGAAAUUUGUAAGAGGAAAAUCAACGGACAAGAAAAAUGCCGCAGUGAAAUCUUCCAGAAAAAAAUCAGAUGAUUACGACAUCGACAAAGUGUUAGAUGAUAUAUGUGGGGAUACAGACCAACUGGAGAAGUGCAAUAUAGUCAGGAAUGUACCCAGCAAUUUAUCCACGUCAAGACCAAAACCUUCCAAAUGUUUCCCAUUAUGCAUUGGAGGGUCAUCAUUAGCACUUGGAAAAAGCACAUCUGUGAACAAAAGAUCCUGUGAUACACUACGAUGUACAAGCUGUGAUUUUCGGGUGGUUUCCUUUAAUGACUUCCAGUGGCAUAAAGAUACAGACUACUUGUUUCUGAGAAACAACGCACCAGACUUUGACAGACUCAAACCGAAACUAAAGUCUAAACAGGCAACUCUUUUUUACUCAGAAGCCGGAGAACCAGAAAAAAAACUGGACCAGUCCAGUAUGGUGACCAAACUCACAUGCUUCCUUGAACAAGGAUUGAACCCGGGUCGCCCAGGGAGCCGAUCCUACUGCUGCCAGUGUUGUCACAUGACCAUGGAUUCUCUCACAGAAAUCAGGGAUCUCCCAGUGAAGUGGGUCUGUGGUAACCACUGACCGAACACAGAUCAUAGUGUGUGAUGUGUGACUUAGGGAUUGAGAUAGUGUGAUCUGCCAUUCAUUGCCUUCAAUAGCCAUGUGGUGAUUGGGAACAGUGAUACAGUCUAUAUACAUUCCAAUACUUCCAGACAUAUAAAAUAAUUGAGCAGAUGGCAGGUAAAACUUGUAUCAAAGGGAUUAAAUCACAGAGCAUGUUAUGAGUGAAAGUUUAGGAUUAGCUUGGAUAAUUUAUGAUAUGACUUCAUGGUGCAAUUAUUUGUAAACAAUUAUGUUUCAAUUACACAUAUAAUGUAGAGAUCACAUGCAAGAUUUAUUGGAUCAGGUUGUUAUAAUGAAACAGACAUUAAUCGCAGUGAUUUUUUUUUCAAACCAAUUUGGGACCAUAAAUCACAAGAAAAGCUAAAAAGUACCUUAUGAACAAAUCAAAAUUCACAAUUUCUGCUUAUAAGUGUUUGUUUGAAUUCUAUUUUAACUGAAAUUGGACCCAGGCCCAUUCACCAAGGACUGGAUUAUGACACUUGAUCAUGUGUUAAUAAUUGGCUUACCUGCUUGCAUCUGUAUCUGUCCAUUUGUUUGUAUAAGACUUGUAAAUGCAUUUAUUGCAAAUCCGUCCAUUGGUUUAUACAAGAAAUGUUACACAUAAUCUGUGUUGUUUUUAGCUCACCUGUCACAAAGUGACAUGGUGAGCUUAUGUGACCGUGUGAUGUCCGGCGUCUGUAUGUGCGUGUGUGCGUGCGUGAGUGUGUCCGUCAACAAUUUGUUUGUGUAGAGGUCACAGUUUUCAUCCAAUCUUUAUGAAAUUUGGUCAGAAUAUUUAUCUUGAUAAAAUCUGGGUUUUGAUUG